Messenger RNA from Rana temporaria (common frog), 2797 nucleotides. RefSeq names its product spindle and centriole associated protein 1 (gene SPICE1). Lineage: Eukaryota; Metazoa; Chordata; Amphibia; Anura; Ranidae. Gene Ontology annotation, cellular component: centriole; centrosome; spindle. The record is from RefSeq and is a predicted model, not a curated record. Bases 42 to 2672 code for a protein of 876 amino acids. Gene Ontology annotation, biological process: regulation of centriole replication; metaphase chromosome alignment; mitotic spindle assembly. The transcript has 18 exons.
AUCAGAAUCAUGUGAUAGAAUGAGGAUCAGGAUGACACCAUAUGGGACGUGUGCUUGUAGGAGGUUCGGUCGCUCCCGCAGAGGGGGAGGAGAUUCCGAUGGGGUGUCACGUGGGUUCGGAGGCGGGGCUCCCGAAUACAGCGGCUGACAGUUGCUGGGCAGUUGUUAUGGUAACAGGCGGAAGUGACGUCAUUCCAGGACCUCCGGCGCGGAUUGGAGGCUGGAGCGGCGGUAAUGUUCAAUCCCCGGACUGUGUGAGAGGAGAGGAGAGAGCGGAGGAGAGGACGAUGUCUGUGCGGUACGGUCGCCCCGGUGUGAAGAAAACCACCAAUAGGAAGAGGACACAAGUGCGGCAGGCGUGGGAUAGCUCCGUUCAAGAUCUCAAUGUACACCGGGCCACCCCAGAGGAGCUGGCUCACAGACACGAGAUCCACAAAUCUAAAAACCAGCGGCUGGCGCAGUGGGAAUUUCAGAAGAGAUCCCUAAAGAAGAAGUGGAGGAAACAAAAUGGAGGAGCCGCCGAUCCGCUGGAGGAGAGGCGACUGGCCCUGAUGAUGGAGAUUCUUUCCGAUCAGUAUCGGAUGAAGGAUGUCCUGGAGAGAUCGGACCGUGCCAUAUCUGUGGUGAAGGACCUCUUUGGGGACGCCCCCCGCAGGCACACAGGCUUUCCCAAUGUCACAACGGCUCCAUCCUGCGACCUGGAAACCUCUUGUGGUCCGAUCGUGCAGAAGAAAGACCCUCCCACCCGCCUGUCCAUCCUCAGCGAGAGCGUCAUGGACUCCCAGGCUCUUAAUGACGUGGAUGAGAGUGGAUCAGAAGAAGAUGAUGAUGAUGACGAUGAAGACGUUUCCAUUACUUUCCAGCCCGGCCUUACCACUGACAGGGCUUACCAGAUAAUGAAUGAAGAGCGUUUCCAUCCAGCGUCUCGUCACCCAUCAACAGGCAAAGAGGAGGAUGCAGACAACCAGUUUGUGACCCCCAAAAGCUCCGGUCACCCCACCAACGGCCAAAUAGCGUUAAAUGCCACCACAGCUGUAAGGAAGGUCAAAACCCGCCUGACGGAGGAAGAGCAAGCAGAACCUGAAGAUCCAAAAUGUGUAAUUGGCAGAAUACUGAACCCCAACCCCCCAAAUCACCACCGGGUGGCGGCAAAAGGUAAGAAAAAACGCUCCUCGCGCCCCCCCACUCAUCGCAGGGCGGAGUCGGUUUCUGCGGCCUCGGCUUGUGAAAUGUCCAGUUGCAGCCAGUCCAGUUUGGAUGUCCUGAGCCAGAUGAUGCAGGAAGUAGAGCUGGACUUGGAGGACUACGAGAAGCAGACGGGCCGGGAGGUGGACACCCUGCCAAAGGCUCAGGGGCUGACGGGCUUCACCAUGUCUCUUGUCGGCUCCAUACGGCGGCUGGUGUGUUCUCUAAAGGAGGGGGACCGGCGGCUGCAUCAGGAAAUUCUGCAGCGUCAGCGUUUGCAGGAGGAGUUCGCUGAGCAGAGGCUGCUGAUCGAUGCGCUUACAGCUGAAAUUCUCUCCAUGAAGGAAAACUUCUCUAUGUCUCUGCUCAGCCAGCAGGUGAUGUCUGACUCCUCCCCCUCUCCUCUACAAACACACAGAGCUCCUCCCCCUAAACCGGAGCGGAGAAGAACCUCGGCGGGUUCAUUGUCUGGCCAAUCGCUGAGUAUGGUGACUGAGCUCGACCUGCAAGAUGUGGAGAAAGAAAAGAACUCUCCGGCUCCCCCUAGAGGCAAACCUGUAGAACACAGCGUGGAUGUGGGCAGUCUGCUUGGUUUUCAGCCGGCCAUCUUGUUGUCUCCCCCCCAGCAGAGAACCCGGAAGGAGUACGAAGAGCAGUUGUCAUUACAGAAUGCAGCUCUGAGGUCUUCUACAGGGACGGUGAUAGAGCGCCCCCUAUCUAAAGACAUUGCAGAGACCCGCAGCACUGACUCUUCUACCGCGGAGCGGAGAACGGGAAUGCCCCAGGAUCCGGGGAGGAAAGGGCAGAGUUCAGCCUCUGUUUCCUCUUCUCAGUCCUCCCACCCAUCCCCCAGGGACCUCCAGGAUGAUGAAUAUCAUAGAGAGCAGCAGUCGGUGACAGACGACACCUCCCUGUGUAAUGACAGCAUCGCAGCCCGUAUGGCAGAAAUGACUUUUCAGAAUAAUGUAUUAAAAGCCCGACUGAAAGAGUUUGGCUGUAAUGUGGCUUUAAGCCCCGGCCUGGUAAAGCCUGCCGAUAGCGGAGCCACCACCCAGAGCAGUGCUGAGACUAAGCAGGGCGUCCCUCUGGUACAGACUCCCAAGACUCUGGAGCAGAGGAUCACAGAGCUAAACCGGCAGAGCGCCGAGGCGCGAAAUAAACUUCUAAGCCUGAUAGAGCAGCAAAAACAAAGCGCCGUCAUCUCUCCAGCCAUUUCCCCCAUUACACCUCAGAAUGAGGACUCGGGAAAAAGAGAACGCAUUGAGGGUGUGAUCCCAAUGCCUCGUUUUACGGAUUUCUCCAUCGAAGAGACCCCGUCACCGGAUAGCAGGAGCAGCAGCGGACGCAGGUCCAGUGCAUCUCGCAGGUCGGGGUCAUCAUUGAGCAGUGUGUACAGGGAGGUGAGAGGCAUGGGGAAUGCAGCGUGGACAAAGGUUGGAAGGCAGAAUGAAGAAGGAUGGUUUGCCCUGACUACCCACGUUUCCUAAAUCACAAGUUUUUUAUAAUCCUAUUUGAUCAGUGUCCCGAAAAAGAUUUUAUUUCAUUUUUUUUAUAUAUUUCUAUGUUUAACUUAUUUGUCAUUUUUCAUAAUAAAAAUUUUUUUUAAAUUUUA